Molecule: messenger RNA, 964 nt
Organism: Erythranthe guttata (spotted monkey flower)
Lineage: Eukaryota; Viridiplantae; Streptophyta; Magnoliopsida; Lamiales; Phrymaceae
Product: TATA-binding related factor (TRF) of subunit 20 of Mediator complex
Biological process (GO): regulation of transcription by RNA polymerase II
Cellular component (GO): mediator complex
Molecular function (GO): transcription coactivator activity
Source: RefSeq, a predicted model, not a curated record
CAGAGUGGGGCAAAUUAAAAAUCGCACCAUUCCAUUUCCGAGUCACCAGCGCAAUGCCCAUCAAAUGGAUAUUGCACUGGCAGCCAAACCCGGGCACCACUGUGAACAGCCAAAUCCUCUCGGAAGUUUCUCAGUGCGCUGAGAGCAUCAAUGGUGUCAAGGACGGACGCUGGAAGUCAACUCUCAGCUUCUACAAAGCCAUGGGUAGAGAACAAACGAUCGGGAAUGAAUUUCCUCGUGAUUUUGUGGGGAUUUCCCUAGCGGAGCAGCCCAGUAAAUAUUUCUUAGUAAUUAGAGGGCAGCGCCUUGUGGUCGAAGCUGAGACAAGUAUCCAGGCCAUUAUGGAGAAACUCCAAUCUUAUAAAACUAGGGUUGCCCUUAAUUUUGAGGGGAAUCAGUAUCAACUCGGUGAUUUUCAGUUGCGAGUAGGGAAGGUGGUUCCGAUGCACUCUGAAAGUUUGAGGGGUAUCGUUAUGGAGAUGGAGUAUCUACCGAUUUCAUCAUGGGAAAAAUCACAUCAAAUGAUGGGCGAUUUCUUUGAUCUGUGGCAAGAAGCUCUGUCGAAAAGAUCUUUAUCAGGUCACUUUGUACACAACGAACCAAACUUCAGAGAGUAUGGCCUCACGGACCAAUAUUCAUUUCAACACACAGCAGUUCAGUAUGCUAGUAUCACUGCUCAAAUGAUUGCAACUUCUCAGGGAGCUAAUCAGCAGAGAUAAUCAAUCCAAUCCUCCGUUGUUAAUUAAUCAGAGUUCGGUAUGAUUGAUCCAGACUAUUAUUUGGUUAUAAUCCUCCCUCUAUGCUUCUUUUCAUCCUGAUGUCCCGUGUGUUGAAUGGAAAAUCGAGUUCUAUUUGGGGUCAGUAACUAAUAUUUGUCGAACAAAAAUAUUGCUGCCUCGUAUUUUGAUAAUGUGACUUCUAAUAUUUCUUCAUUAUUGUGAUUUGUUUUAUAGUCUUAAAUCAC